GUCGAGCUCGGCCUCUUCUUCGGCGGGUUUUCACGGCGCAGAUCUGUGUUUUUGGGGAUUCAGAGCUCUCCUUUUCUCUUUUCUUGACAACAAAACCCUAAUUUUGUCUCUGUUGUUAUCAUCUAUAUCGGCUGAGCAUCAGAUCGUGUUACGGUACGCAUUUUGGUGAAAGGAAUCGGAGAUCAAUAAAACAUUUCGACGAUUUGAGCUGAUGGUUACUGAGUGUCGAUCUUAGAAACAUCCGAUUUCAAUUCUCUUCUCUAUUCCUUUCAAUAUGUCUAACGAUGAAGAAAAAGGAAACCCAAGUGAGAUUCACAAGUAUAAUUCAGGAGGCAACAAGGUCGAGGUACAGGAACCUUGGUAUAGUGGUUUACUUCACCAUGCCUCAAUCUAUGGAGUAGCUGCAGGUUACUGCAUUUCGGCCUCGCUGCUUUCGAUCAUCAACAAAUGGGCGGUCAUGAAAUUUCCUUACCCUGGAGCAUUGACUGCUCUUCAGUAUUUCACUAGUGCAGCUGGGGUUUUCCUCUGUGGGCAGACGAAUUUGAUCGAGCAUGAUUCUCUGAAUCUUUCGACGAUGUGGCGGUUUCUUCCGGCAGCCAUCAUAUUUUACUUGUCUCUCUUCACUAACAGCGAGCUUCUCCUUCACGCCAAUGUGGACACGUUUAUCGUAUUUCGUUCUGCUGUUCCUAUAUUCGUCGCGAUUGGUGAGACGCUUUUCUUGCAUCAGCCAUGGCCGUCUCUUAAGACAUGGGGUUCUCUCGCUACGAUAUUUGGAGGAAGUGUGCUUUAUGUUUUGACAGAUUACCAGUUUACUGUUGCAGCGUAUAGCUGGGCUCUGGCCUAUCUGGUAAGCAUGACCAUAGAUUUUGUUUACAUCAAGCAUGUGGUUAUGACAAUUGGUCUGAACACUUGGGGUCUUGUGCUCUACAAUAAUCUGGAGGCCUUGCUCUUGUUCCCCCUCGAGUUGCUUAUAAUGGGAGAGCUGAAGAAAAUAAAGCAUGAAAUCACUGACGAGACUGACUGGUACUCUUUCCAAGUGGUUUUGCCUGUGGGGUUAUCCUGUGUAUUUGGCCUGGCCAUCUCUUUCUUCGGGUUUUCAUGCCGUCGGGCCAUUUCUGCAACGGGUUUCACUGUUCUCGGCAUCGUGAACAAGCUAUUAACAGUUGUGAUCAACUUGGUCAUCUGGGAUAAGCAUUCCACCUUCGUCGGAACCAUGGGACUUCUGAUUUGUAUGUUUGGUGGAGUCAUGUAUCAGCAGUCUACGAGCAAGAAACCGAAAGCUGUUCAAGAAGCUGAACCACAAGAGCGAGAUGAGGAACAAGAAAAACUGCUCGAGAUGCAGGAGAACAAGGAAAGUGACAGCAUCGAGAAGGCAGCCUCCGGAUCAGAGGAUAAACAAUGAUCAUUUACAACAAGAUUUCCCCAAGCUGGUCCGAUCUUGUAUCCAGUGUAUGGAAAAACUUUUUCUUGAGGCAUCCGAUCCCCGAACGCAUAGAUUCUUGAAACGAGCAGAUGGAUCUUCAUCCAUCAUCGCCUUGAAUUAUCAAGAAAGGUUGGGAGAUGUGGCAGAUGGAGCGGAUAAUCGCAAAGAACGUGAAAUUCUUCCUUUCAGGUACGUUUUAGUUCGACAGGAGAUCAAAUAGAGUAUUAGUUUAGUGAUCAUGGAUGCCAAGUAUAUUUGUUUCUUUCUUGUUUCAAUGUGUUUGGGAAUUUCUUGGUGUGAAAUUCAAACAAGAUCUUCUUUUUAAUGAUGAGAGUAUCUUUAUAGGAGUAAAAUCUGAUAUGAUGAUGGGUCGUUAGA
Tarenaya hassleriana is the source of this 1801-nucleotide messenger RNA. Its product is annotated as GDP-mannose transporter GONST3-like. Gene Ontology annotation, molecular function: antiporter activity; GDP-fucose transmembrane transporter activity. Bases 275 to 1402 code for a protein of 375 amino acids. Lineage: Eukaryota; Viridiplantae; Streptophyta; Magnoliopsida; Brassicales; Cleomaceae. The transcript has 2 exons. The record is from RefSeq and is a predicted model, not a curated record. Gene Ontology annotation, cellular component: Golgi apparatus.